AUGAAGCACCCACCUCCUUCUAUAAGGGACCCACCUCCUAUCAUGAAGGACCCACCUCAUGUCAUGAAGAACCCCCCUCCUUCCACGAUGGACCUACCUCUUUCCAUGAAGGACCCACCUCUUUCCAUGAAGGACCCACCUCUUUCCAUGAAGGACCCACCUCUUUCCAUGAAGGACCCACCUCUUUCCAUGAAGGACCCACCUCAUGUCAUGAAGGACCCACCUCAUGUCAUGAAAGACCCACCUCAUGUCAGACUUAUGAAGGACCCACCUCCUUCCAUGAAGGAACCACCUUAUGUCAUGAAGGACCUACCUCCUUCCAUGAAGGACCCACCUCAUGUCAUGAAGAACCCCCCUCCUUCCACGAUGGACCCACCUCAUGUCAUGAAGUACCUACCUCUUUCCAUGAAGGACCCACCUCCUUCCAUGAAGGACCCACCUCCUUCCAUGAAGGACCCACCUCAUGUCAUGAAGGACCUACCUCAUUUCAUGAAAGACCCACCUCCUAUCAUGAAAGGCCCACCUCAUGUCAGACUUAUGAAGGACCCACCUCCUUCCAUGAAGGACCCACCUCAUGUCAUGAAGAACCUACCUCCUGCCAUGAAGGACCCACCUCAUGUCAUGAAGGACCCACUUCAUGUCAUGAGGAACCCACCUCCUUCCAUGAAGGACCCACCUCAUGUCAUGAAGAACCCACCUUAUGUCAUGAAGGACCCACCUCAUGUCAUGAAGGGCCCACCUCAUAUCAUGAAGGACCCACCUCAUGUCAUGAAGGGCCCACCUCAUAUCAUGAAGGACCCACCUCAUGUAACUGGAAGAAGGGAGAAGACUCAGAGCUAA
Molecule: messenger RNA, 840 nt
Organism: Rana temporaria (common frog)
Lineage: Eukaryota; Metazoa; Chordata; Amphibia; Anura; Ranidae
Product: extensin-1-like
Exons: 1
Coding region: 1-840 (279 amino acids)
Source: RefSeq, a predicted model, not a curated record